Colossoma macropomum (tambaqui) is the source of this 979-nucleotide messenger RNA. It is a transcript of the gene eda, whose product is annotated as ectodysplasin A. The record is from RefSeq and is a predicted model, not a curated record. Gene Ontology annotation, biological process: immune response; animal organ development. The transcript is spliced from 9 exons. Bases 1 to 954 code for a protein of 317 amino acids. Gene Ontology annotation, molecular function: death receptor binding; tumor necrosis factor receptor binding; death receptor agonist activity. NCBI's taxonomy places the organism in Eukaryota, Metazoa, Chordata, Actinopteri, Characiformes, Serrasalmidae. Gene Ontology annotation, cellular component: membrane.
AUGACCAACAAGUCCGAGCACCUGUGGAAUCGGGUCAUCAGUGUGGAGCUCCAGAUGUUCUCCAGCUGUGUGGAUGAGAGACCGCAGACCCAGCUGUCCAUGUGUUUGUAUGGCACUGGCCGCUGGCUGGUGAAACCCACUGCUUAUGAGAGAGCAGAGAGAUGGAGAGAAACAGAGGAGAGAGUCAUCCUGCGCUCCAAACGAUCAGAAGAGAAACCACCUGCAACUGGAAAAAGAAAAGGCGAGAGGAAGAAAGGGAAAAAGGGCCCCCGUGGCCCUCAGGGACCCCAAGGCCCCCGUGGACCUCAGGGUCCCCCGGGCCCACCUGGCCCACCCGGACCACCAGGACCUCCAGGAAUCCCUGGAUUCCCUGGAUACCCAGGCACCAAUGCCAUGGGACCCUCUGGACCACCCGGACCACCUGGACCUCCAGGGCCCCCUGGACCUCCAGGACCACAGGGACCUCCUGGACCUCAGGGACAAGGUGGAGGUGAGAAAGGCAGGUUGAGAGACUCACAGCCAGCUGUGGUGCACCUGCAGGGUCAGGAAACGACCAUACAGGUGAAAGAAGAAGGCGUCCUAAAAAACUGGAAGAUGAUCCUGACGCACCCGCGUGUGUUUAAAAUGCACUCGCGCUCCGGAGAGCUGGAGGUGCUGGUGGACGGGACGUACUUCAUCUAUAGUCAGGUAGAAGUGUACUACCUGAACUUCACGGACAUUGCGAGCUAUGAGGUGAUGAUUGAUAAGGAUCCGUUCCUGCGCUGCACGCGGAGCAUCGAGACCGGACAGCGGAAGUUCAACACCUGUUACACUGCAGGUGUGUGUUGGCUCCGUGCCAAACAGCGCAUCUCCAUCCGCAUGGUGUACGAGGACACCUCCAUCUCCAUGAGCAACCACACCACCUUCCUCGGCAGCAUCCGUCUGGGGGAGGCCCCGCCCACCGGACACACCUGAGCCCAUCAGCUCAGGUUUCAAUGUC